GCCCAUUUGCAGCGCAAGUCUUCAUGAAUUAGCAGCGAGAGGCCAAAACUGUAAGGUUCUGUUCCAGAUCCACUUUAUUUCUCUUGUUCACUUUGGACUCGCACAAAAUCCGGAUUAAGUUACGCACGGCUCCUUUAAGAAGCUGUACCGGGAUUAGAGUUACGCGCAGCGAGCCAAAUCGGCGUCUGGUGGCUUUUACGCACAGAGACACUUGCCACUCAGCACCGCCUCGCCUUUACCGGAGAGCCCCGAACGCAGCACGCCAUGGCCGAGACCGGGAAGGGGGUCACCGCCGGGAAACUGGCCAUCACGGUCCAGAAGAGGCUGAGCAGAGCGCAGGAGAAGGUUUUGCAGAAACUCGGUAAAGCGGACGAGACGAGAGACGAGGUCUUUGAGGAGAUGGUGGCCAACUUCAACAAGCAGAUGGGAGAAGGCACCAAGUUGCAGAAGGAUCUGAAAGCCUACCUGACUGCAGUGAAGACAAUGCACGAGACAUCACGGAGGCUUCAGGACUGUCUGGCCGACAUGUACGAGCCCGAAUGGUUCGGCAAAGAGGAGAUGGACGCCCUGGUGGAGGAGAUGAUAGAGAAGGAGAUGGACAAUAACUUGGAGGACACAGACACACAGUGGUUGGACUUCCAUCAGAACGUCACAGACAAUUCGGUGCUCACCAUGGAUUCCUACCUGGCUCAGUUCGCUGACAUCAAGGCUCGCAUUGCAAAGCGUGACAGGAAGAUGGUGGACUUUGACAGCGCGAGGCAUCACUUUUCCUCCUUACAGAAAGGCAAGAAGAAGGACGAGGCCAAGAUCGCCAAGCCUGCGGCCCUGUUGGAGUUGGCGGCGCCAAGCUGGGCUCAGGGUUUGCUCUCUGCCCACCAGGUGGCUCAAACUAACCUCUCCUACAACCAGGCUGAGGAGGAGCUGGGUCGCGCUCAAAAGAUUUUUGAAGAGCUGAAUGUGGAGUUACAAGACCAGCUUCCAGUGCUGUGGGACAGUCGUGUUGGCGUCUAUGUUAACACAUUCCAGAGUUUGGCGGGUCAUCAGGAGAGGUUCCACAGAGAGAUGAGCAAGCUGAGUCAAAACCUCAAUGACAUCAUGACCAAACUGGAAGAACAGCGGCAGCUCAAAAAAGAUGGUACUACAGCAGCCAAGACCGCAGCUGCUGGAAAGAGUGAAGAAGCCAACCACAGCCGGGCGGCCACCUCACCAACGAGGCCCGGCCCACCUCCCAGCCGGCCUCCUCCGUCACUGAGGCCGCAGCAUGACGAGUCGCUUGAUGACGACAUCGCCGAUGUUAACGCAGAACCCAGAACGCCACAGGAGUGCUCUUGGGACUCGUGGCAUGAGCAGACGGCGGCCGAUGAUGAGGAGCAUCCCCAAGAGCAGCUUCAGGUUGGAUGGGAUUAUAAUGCUCAGACUGACUGGGACCGUAACAACGCUCAGUUGCACAGCGAGCCCACGUGGCACGAUGAUGGUGCCAGUGUGGGUCCGGGGGGCUGGGGAGAUGAUGAAGUGCAGAGUUCUGCAUCCAACAGCUCGGAAUACGAGCUCCCUCCUGGAUUCCUCUACAAGGUCAAAGCGAUCCAUGAAUAUGCUGCCACUGAUGGGGAUGAGCUGGAGCUGACGAUUGGAGAUGUUGUGCUGGUUUUGGCCUUCGAUAACCCAGAUGAGCAAGACGACGGCUGGCUCAUGGGUGUGCAGGAAUCUGUCUGGAAACGCAGCAAAGACAUUUCAUCCAAAGGCGUCUUCCCCGAGAACUUCACCCAGAAGUUUUGAGGUUCAAGAUGCACAAUGUCUGGGAUUAAACAAAGGAAAUAUCAAAUGAUUGUUUUUUUGUGUCUGAAAAUGGUGCCAUUUACAAAAAAAAAUCUAGAACUCAUCCAAGACUAAAUUAAUCUGAAUAUGCAUUUGAAAUGUAAGUAUUCACAAAAGGUAUCUGGCACUGUUUGUAGUUCUUCACAUGUUUUACGUAUUGCUGGGUUGGAACCACAGUCUGAGUCACUUCAGGUAUGAUGCUCUAUAUGGCACUCAGUAGCAUCGUUGUACAAUGUUUGGCAGAUUUAAUGCUGAAAUCAUUUGCUCCAAUUGUGUGAGUGUGCAUGGUGUGUUGCAUAAAUGCAUGAAACAGUUGAAAACAAGGUGAUGAAACAGCGGUGAAAGCUUAUCUUCAGACGUAAUGAAUGUAGCAGAUGAAAAUGGAGCUUCUAACAUGUCUAUCUGCGUUCUUACACCAAGUCAGCCUGCAUGAAUCCAUUCUUCUAUGUGUCCAUUGUUUCCCUGCGCUGUUUUUCCAUGGGGGUGUAGCGUAUGAACACGGCUGGUGCUGGUGUCUUUUAUAUGUUACUUUUCCAUCCUCUUUUCUUGCAACAGAGCAGGCUUUGUAAUCUUGGCGGUGUAUUUAUUGUGUUUAUUGAAUAAUUGGGCACUUACACAGUUGGAGCAUUUUGGAUGAACCGGUAUGAGGAAAUGACAAAUCUAUAGUUUGCUGUUGUGAGGCAAUUCUCUCCGCGUUUUCCAUAAGCAUUUUGGAGUUCCAGCAAUAUUUUAACUUUGAUUUUAGUUUGCUUUGUUGUCUGUCAAACUCGGGUGUGUUCAGACUCGACUGCCCUCGACGAGGUUCAGCAGCUACCUACUUUUCCCCCCUUCAUGAUGGACUAUCGUAGUGAUAACUUUUUCCAAAAUCCCUAUUUGAAUGAUUUCCACAUGCGAGAACAGCGAAUGUGCGCGCCAUUUUAACUCUGACUUCACUUGACGUUUAUCUACAAAUAUGCUUGUUUGACCUCCAUCUACAGUACUUGAGCCAGUGGCGACUGCAACCGGAUGUGACGUCACGUGCAACCCAGCAAUUUGUAGUGAACUCAGCUAUAAAGCUUGGAAACAAGUGACCAAGGCAAGAAGUAAAGGGUGUAGUGUGUUACUGCCAGACUUUGAAUGUUGCAUAAAACAAACUUGCACUGUGAAGCCAUGUUGGGAUGACAGUGAAUGACUUGGCCCAAGACCAGUGGCCUGAAGGACUCCUCUAACUACCACUACAAGAUUGUUCAAUGAUGGGGAAAAAAGGCAUUUUAUUGUGUUUGUCAUGUCAAUAUCUCUGUUCUCGUGCAUUAAUGAUACCUAAAAUUGUAAUGCAGACGAAAACAUGAAGCAGUCACACAAUAGUUAUUAAAGAUGGAUGAAGCCUG
Dunckerocampus dactyliophorus (ringed pipefish) is the source of this 3182-nucleotide messenger RNA. RefSeq names its product bridging integrator 1b (gene bin1b). The coding region runs from base 265 to 1776 and encodes 503 amino acids. The record is from RefSeq and is a predicted model, not a curated record. The transcript has 19 exons. Gene Ontology annotation, cellular component: plasma membrane; synaptic vesicle; cytoplasm. Gene Ontology annotation, molecular function: tau protein binding; phospholipid binding. NCBI's taxonomy places the organism in Eukaryota, Metazoa, Chordata, Actinopteri, Syngnathiformes, Syngnathidae.